AUCUUCUUCACCAAAGAUCUUUAAGUAACAAAUAAUAUGAUUAAGCUGUUUUUGUUAGCUACUCUUGGAGUAGUAGCGACCUUCGCCGCUCCCCAAGUUGUUUCCUCUACAGCUGCUCCCAACGAUUAUUACAGGAACAACUACUUCAGAAAUAACUACGAUCCCUACUACAGAAACGGCAACUACAGAAACAACUACUACAAAAACCAAUACGACCCCUACCGCAGAAACAAUUACUACGGUAACGAUUACUACAGGAAUAAUAACUACUUUGGUAAUGAUUAUUACAAGAACAACAACUAUUAUAACAAUGAUUACUACAAAAACAACCAAUAUAAUAAAAAUGUUUACAAUCCCGAGUACAGAAAGAACUACGUUCCUGGAGCUGAAGCAAACGCAAGAAUUUUAAGGUUCGAAAGCAAUUACAACCCUGAAGGAGGUUAUGAAUAUGCAUACGAAACCGACAACGGUAUCUCUGCCCAACAACAAGGUUUCCCCAUCCAACCCCCAGACAGCCACCCAUCAAUCGGUGUAACUGGAUUUUUCGCCUACACCUCUCCUGAAGGACGUCAAAUAUACACCAGAUAUACUGCUGACGAAAAUGGUUACCGUGUAGAAGACAACGGAUUACAGGGUAAUGUUGUUCGUCAAGGUGUGCCAGUAUCAGUUAAUGCUGUCGUCGAAUCUUCAACCGCCGCUUCCCAGAAAUAGUAACCGUCUUUUGUACAUUUUUCUUUUUUAUUUUAUUAUUAUAUAAUAAAUUAUAAAAUUAAUUAAACACUUUCCUUUUAAUCAA
This is a messenger RNA of Diabrotica balteata, 796 nucleotides long. The record is from the annotation of a GenBank genome assembly. Lineage: Eukaryota; Metazoa; Arthropoda; Insecta; Coleoptera; Chrysomelidae.